AUGUCCAAAGGCAAUCCAAUUCUGCCCUCCGAGCCUCUCGCUCUGGAGCCCAACCUAAUUACAGCCGCGGCCGCAGCGCAAGCCGAAAGCCUUAGCGACAACGAUGGCCAGGCAGGCAGCCCCGGCUUGUCCCCCGGGCGGGCAAACAUGGUCAAGCGGCGGAUGGACAACCGGCACUAUGGCCGCAGCGAGUCUCGCGAGCGCUCACCAAAGCCCGAGCGCAGUGUAGUGGGAAGCCAGUACGGCGAGGGGAGGCGUCAUCGGAGUCGUGGUAAUGGCAGGUCCCCUCGUGAGGGCGGAGAGAGCGCUGGGUACUAUAACGGCGGCAGGGACGGAAGCCGUGGUAGAAGACCCGAUAUUGAGAACAAGGAGGAGCCAAUUCCAUCGCGCGUGCUGGGGAUAUUUGGCAUGAGCAAGUUUACCAACGAGCAGAAUCUGGAGGAACUGUUUGGCAAAUACGGACCCAUUGAGAAGAUCCAGAUUAUCCGCGAUCCCAAUGAUGGCCGCUCCCGAGGAUACGCCUUCAUCAACAUGACCAACGUGGCGGACGCGCAAGAGGCCCGCAACGCCAUUACCGGCACGAUGCUGCAUGACCGCAAGGUGCGCGUUGAUUUCUCAAUCACCAACAAGCCGCACGCGUCGACGCCCGGCAAAUACAAGGGCCAAGACACUGGCGCAGGCGAGGGCGGCAAUAGGCCGUACCAGAGGCACGAUGGCCGCCGGCCUCCGAGAAACGGCGGCUUUGGUGGUGGAUCGUCGUACAGGGACAAUGACGAUUUCCAUGCCCGCCGCCGUGCCAAUACCAGAGACAGGCGCAGGAGAGAGUACCCGCGCCGUGACCUGCCCCCUCCCCCGGCGCGUGGCGGGCCCAGGGCGCCGUGGGGUGGGCGCAGCAAGUCGCCUGCGUACCGCCGCGACCCGUCCAGAGGACACGACUCGUACCGUGGAUCGUACGAGCAUCGGGAUGGCGGACCCAAAGACUACGGACACGCAAAUAGAAAUGGACCCGAAGGCCGCAGAAAUGGCCAUCGCGAAUUCGACAACGGCCCUGCCGAUCGCAGGAAUGACCAGCGCGACUUCGAUCAUGGAUCCAGAGACCGCAGAAAUAGACAGCGUGACUUUGACACCGCCAGACCGUAUGCACGCAGCCGCAGCCGCAGCCACAGCAGGGGUGCCCGUGCGGAGUUUUACCCGCCGCCUGCCACUACUAGACCGCCGCCGCCUCCUUACUAAUUGCUAAUUACUAAUUACUUGGAUGCAAUAUAAGCAAAAAGAGCAUUUACCUUUUCUAUUAUUAAAGAUUUUACAGAUCUCCUUCUCCCUAUCUUCCAUCUCUAUUUAUUCUUACGAUUCGCUCAGAGCGAAACGCUAAUGUUGAUCGGGCGGCGGUGGCCAAAAAACUUGCUGCGCGGACGCGCUGAUUAUCA
Molecule: messenger RNA, 1427 nt
Organism: Kickxella alabastrina
Lineage: Eukaryota; Fungi; Kickxellomycota; Kickxellomycetes; Kickxellales; Kickxellaceae
Exons: 5
Coding region: 1-1233 (410 amino acids)
Biological process (GO): positive regulation of mRNA splicing, via spliceosome
Cellular component (GO): spliceosomal complex
Molecular function (GO): RNA binding
Source: RefSeq, a predicted model, not a curated record